AUGGCGGCGAAUCAGCAGGGCUAUCUGCCCACAUUCGAAUUUGCCUUCGCCCGCAGUGAUGGAGUCGAGCACCCGAGUCUUCCAUAUGAGGCUUUGCCCCAAGACCAUGUCAAGUACGCGGAGAUGGGCAAUAAGAUUGCCAUGAUUAUCGGAAACGAGUUGCUUCCAGCAAAAAGAGGCCAACAAGCUUACACCAUGAAAUUCCCGGCAAACUACACCAUCCGGAAGUACGAGGGCAUGACGAACGGCAAGAAGGUCACCCACUACUACAUCUUCGGAUACCCUGAGCUCACCUCCACCAACAAGCCCCGCCUCUUCCGCUCCCCGAACGAGUUCAUCCCCCAUCUCAUGUGGCUGCUCAGUGACAGCACGGAGCCAAAGAAUGACUGCACGUGCCACCACUGCCGUCCCGCCCCCGAGUCCAAGCAGGGAGGCAAGAAGCCCGUGUCCGUACCAGCCGAGGACCCCGCUCCAUCAUCAACCUCGACGGCUGCCAAAGGCUCUGGCGCUACUACGGGAAUCCUGGGAAAGAAGAAGCCUUCUGCCGCAUUAGCAUCGAACCAAGCCGCAAAGAAACCUGCGACCCAGUCCAAGCAGGCGGUAACCACUGGUGCUUCUAUUUCCUCUGUCCCUGUUACUGCCGCUGAUCCCUCAGUCCGUCCAUCUGCGACUCCGACGGUCAGGCCGUCUGCCGGACCGUCCGUUGGUCCGUCUGUCACUCAGUCUGCCGGUCCGUCUGUCGCUCAGUCCAGUGGUCCAUCUUCUAUCUUCCGAAAGGGAGAAGUGGUCUGGUUCCAGAAUUCGACCACCUGGAGAAUCGGCAUCAUCUGCGCGAUCGGCUCGGCUGAUGGCAAAACAGCCUGUGCCAUCGUACCCUUCCAGCAUCCAGCUUACCGCAUCGAGCGUGUCACGAAAGCCGAAGCAGACCUACGCCCCUUCCUCGCCUUCAGCGUGCCCAUGGUUAACCACUAUGUCGAGCAUCUCAAAGGAAAAUGGAUCGCCGAGGUCGACUGGACCACCCUCCAACAGCAACUCGCGAACGGGGACAGCAAGAAGAUGGACGUCCUCGCCCUCGAGGCCUCCAAGCUAGCAGCACUUCUCAUCGACCAUUCCUUCUCGACUUUCAGCCCUGUUGCCGCGGCGCCCAACCAGCCGAUCUACCGCGGCGUAUUCCUCGGUGCCGAGAAGAUUGUCGUGGGUGAACCCAUCCGUGUCCGCCACGAGGGCCAGCCGGAGAACAGCCCCGUCGUAAUGGUCGUCCUCAACAUCUGGAUCGACCAGGAGAACGCCUUGGUUUUCUCCGGGCGCGUCUGGCGCAUCGAGCACGCCAGCAACGGCAGCAGCGUGCAGCAACAGCAACGACAGCAAAUCCAGCACCAACUCCCUCAAGCCAUGCUCCGAGAGAAGGCGUACAGAGACCGGUGCCUCGGGCGUUUCAGCAUGAGCGCCAACUGGGUGCCCGUGGGCAACGACGCAGUCGCCAAGAAGGCCCCGGCCGUGCGCGGCCGCUUCUACGAGACCGAGCAGCUCGCCGACAUCCUCAAGCCCCCCGGUUUCCAGCAGGAACUGCAGCAGGGACGCGUGAGAGAGCUGCAGGCUAUGCUCAACAACUGCGGAGACUCCAACUUGGAAGUUAGCAAGGGCCGUGUGGCCAACCGAGCGGCUGCUGUGGCGGGAGCGAUCCCGGAGGAGUUCGUUGAUAGUCUGGAGUAG
Messenger RNA from Anthostomella pinea, 1713 nucleotides. NCBI's taxonomy places the organism in Eukaryota, Fungi, Ascomycota, Sordariomycetes, Xylariales, Xylariaceae. The record is from the annotation of a GenBank genome assembly.